This is a messenger RNA of Chanos chanos (milkfish), 5606 nucleotides long. It is a transcript of the gene sin3aa, whose product is annotated as SIN3 transcription regulator family member Aa. The coding region runs from base 170 to 3979 and encodes 1269 amino acids. Gene Ontology annotation, biological process: negative regulation of transcription by RNA polymerase II. Gene Ontology annotation, molecular function: transcription corepressor activity. NCBI's taxonomy places the organism in Eukaryota, Metazoa, Chordata, Actinopteri, Gonorynchiformes, Chanidae. The transcript is spliced from 21 exons. Gene Ontology annotation, cellular component: Sin3-type complex; chromatin. The record is from RefSeq and is a predicted model, not a curated record.
ACUAAAUUGCGAUAUUAUGUGUCUGCUGCACCUGCGAACAACAUAGUGCUUUGGUGUCCAGAAAGUUUUAGGUCAAUAUUGAUUUACUGUCCGACGCACUACUCGAUUUCUACCUUAAAACUCACGGUGUUACAGGAGGUCAUAAACCCCCUCUGAGUAUGAGUUCAAAAUGAAGCGGCGCCUGGAGGAACCGGAACCGGUCUUCACGUCCCAGCAGCGGCGGAUCACAGGCAGUGCAGAGGCCUUCCAGCACAGGGUCCUGGCCCCUGCACAGGCUGUGUAUGAGGCUGUUGCAGACACUGUGCAACCCACAGCUGGCAUCCAGUACCCUGUCCAGCAAGGAUACCAGGUUCCCACUGUGGCGCAGACCUCCAGCAGUCACUCAGGCCACUCUCCCAGCCCUGCUGUCCAUGGCAGCUCUCACCAUCACAGUCCAGCAGUGCAGUCCCAUGGGCCUACAGUACUGCAGGGCCAUGCUCAUUCACAAGCUCCACCAGCCUCUGCCCAAGGCCAGCAGCAGUUCCAGAGGCUCAAGGUGGAAGAUGCGCUGUCUUACUUGGACCAGGUCAAGUUGCAGUUUGGGACUCAGCCCCAAGUCUAUAAUGACUUUCUUGAUAUCAUGAAGGAAUUCAAGUCUCAGAGCAUUGAUACACCAGGGGUCAUAAGCAGGGUUUCACAGCUCUUCAAGGGCCACCCUGACCUCAUUAUGGGCUUCAACACUUUCUUGCCACCGGGCUACAAAAUCGAGGUGCAGACCAAUGACCUGGUCAACGUGACCACACCUGGCCAGAUCCACCACAUUACCCCACACGGUAUCUCUGUGCAAAACAUCCCUCCAGCACCGCUGAGCCAACAUCAGAGCCAACUGCCAACCCCUGCCACCACUGCAGCUCCGCCCCCUUCCACUCAGUCAAUUCAGAGAAGCAAGCCAUUGCAGUCUCCAGCUCUGACCCCAAGCAGUCAGGCCAAUCCGUCCAUCCCAGCGUACGCCUCCCCCAAGUCCCCUCCCUUACAACCUCACACCCCAGUCAGCAGCACUCCCAGUGUUCCUCCACUGCAGAACAACCAGCCUGUCGAGUUCAAUCAUGCCAUCAACUAUGUGAACAAGAUCAAAAACCGCUUCCAGGGCCAGCCAGACAUAUACAAAGCAUUCCUGGAGAUCCUGCACACUUAUCAGAAAGAGCAGCGCAAUGCUAAGGAAGCUGGAGGCAACUACACCCCGGUCCUGACCGAGCAGGAGGUGUAUGCACAGGUGGCAUGUCUGUUCAAAAACCAGGAGGAUCUGCUGUCAGAGUUUGGCCAGUUCCUACCAGAUGCCAAUAGCUCUGUGCUGCUGGGCAAGACAACUGCAGAGAAAGCAGAGUCAGUUCGCAAUGACCACGGGGGCACAGUGAAAAAACCACAGCUUAAUAACAAGCAGAGGCCAAACCAGAAUGGUUGUCAGAUCCGCAGACACCCUUCGACAGGUGCCACGCCCUCUGGGAAGAAAAAAAGACCUUUGAGUAUGAAAGACUCAUCCCUAGCUGAGGCCGGCAAGCACGGUGUUGGAACAGAAUCUCUGUUCUUCGAAAAGGUGCGGAAGGUCUUGCGGAAUCCCGAGGCCUAUGACAACUUUCUGCGUUGUCUGAUCAUCUUCAACCAGGAAGUGAUUUCACGAGCUGAACUGGUGCAACUGGUGCUGCCGUUCUUAGGGAAGUUCCCUGAGCUUUUCACAUGGUUUAAGAACUUCCUUGGCUAUAAGGAGAUGUCCCACAUGGAGAGCUACCCUAAAGAGCGAGCCACAGAGGGCAUCGCCAUGGAGAUUGAUUAUGCUUCCUGUAAGAGGUUGGGAUCUAGCUACCGGGCUCUGCCAAAAAGCUACCAACAGCCCAAAUGCACAGGCAGGACACCACUGUGCAAAGAGGUGCUCAAUGACACAUGGGUGUCUUUCCCAUCGUGGUCAGAGGACUCAACUUUUGUUAGUUCCAAGAAAACUCAAUAUGAAGAGCACAUCUAUAGAUGUGAAGAUGAACGCUUUGAGCUGGAUGUGGUGCUCGAGACCAACCUGGCUACCAUUCGUGUCCUGGAGACGGUGCAGAAGAAGCUGUCCCGAAUGUCUGCAGAGGAGCAAGCCAAGUUCCGUCUGGACAACACGCUCGGUGGUUCCUCUGAGGUCAUCCACCGUAAAGCUAUCCAGAGGAUAUACGGAGACAAAGCCUUGGACAUCAUCGACGGCCUGAAGAAGAGCCCCGCGGUCUCUGUGCCCAUUGUACUGAAGAGGUUGAAGAUGAAAGAAGAGGAGUGGCGUGAAGCCCAGAGAGGUUUCAACAAAAUCUGGAGAGAACAGAAUGAAAAAUAUUACCUUAAGUCACUGGACCACCAAGGUAUUAACUUCAAACAAAAUGACACCAAGGUGCUACGAUCCAAGACUCUCCUCAAUGAAAUAGAGAGCAUUUAUGAUGAGCGUCAGGAACAGAGCUCUGAGGAGAAUACUGGUCCCCACUUGACGCUCACUUAUGAGGACCGACAGAUCCUGGAGGACGCCGCAGCCCUCAUCAUCCACCACGUGAAGCGACAGACCAGCAUUCAAAAAGAAGACAAGUACAAGAUCAAGCAGAUCAUUUAUCACUUUAUCCCUGACAUGCUGUUUGCCCAGCGUGGCGAGCUAUCGGAUGUAGAAGAAGAAGAGGAAGAAGAAGAGGAUAUGGAACUUGACGAGAGCAGUUCCAGGAAGCACAACGGGCUCACGGCUGGAAGCAGCAACGGAAAUCCACCCAAGUCCAAGUCACUCUUCAGUAAUUCAGGGGCUCAGAAGCUGCGCAGUUGCGACGAGGCUUACAACCUGUUCUGUGUGAACAGCAACUGGUACAUCUUUCUGAGGCUGCACCACACUCUGUGCUCUCGCCUUACUCGUCUCUAUAGCCAAGCGGAGAGGCAGAUUGAGGAGGAGCUCCGGGAACGUGACUGGGAGAGGGAAGUCUUGGGCCUCAAGCGGGAAAAGGGUGAUAACCCAGCCAUCCAGCUCAGGCUAAAGGAGCCAUUGGACAUUGAGGUUGAGGACUACUACUCUGCUUUUCUGGAGAUGGUUCGAAACCUGCUGGACGGGAACAUGGAGGCCUCACAGUAUGAAGACUCCCUGAGGGAGAUGUUCACUAUCCACGCGUACAUUGCGUUCACCAUGGACAAGCUCAUACAGAGCAUUGUCAGGCAGCUGCAGCACAUAGUGAGCGAUGAGAUCUGCAUGCAGGUGACAGACCUGUACCUGACUGAGAGUAACAGUGGUGCUACGGGAGGGGCUCUGGCCACUCAGUCUUCCCGAGCCUCCUGUGAAGGAGGAUACCAGCGCAAAGCUGAACAGCUCAUGUCAGACGAGAACUGCUUCAAGCUGAUGUUUGUGAAGAACAGGGAGAAUGUGCAGCUGACUGUUGAGCUGCUUGACACAGAAGAAGAGAACUCAGAUGAGCCAGCAGAAGCAGAGCGCUGGUCAGAUUAUGUAGGCAGGUACCUGAAUGCUGAUGCCACCUCUCCUGAACUGAGGGAGCAUCUUGCUCAGAAACCUGUGUUCCUCCCAAGGAACCUUAGAAGGAUACGGAAGUUCCAGCGAGGGCGAGAGCAGCAGGAGAAGGAGGCGAAAGAAGGAGGAAAGAAGGAAAACACAGAGAAUCUGAAGAUGGAAUGCAUGUUCAAGCUCAACUCUUACAAGAUGGUGUACGUGUUUAAGUCAGAGGACUACAUGUACCGACGCACUGCCCUACUGCGCGCUCAUCAGUCCCACAAGAAAGUGAGUACGCGGCUGCACCAGCGUUUCCAGACCUGGGUGGACUCGUGGGUGAAGGAGAACGUCACCCGUGAAAUGGCUGCGGACACCACCAAAUGGCUUAUGGGAGAGGGACGUGAAGGAUUAGUGCCCUGCGUAACAGCAUGCGAGCCUGAGGUUCUCCACUUCAUGAACAUCAAUAAGUACCGGGUCAAGUACGGCAGCAGCUUCAAAGCACCAUAAUCCGCCAAACACCAGCAUGAAGAACAGGGGUUUUUUGUAAAGGCUCUGAUGUGUGGAGGGGUUACAGGGAUCGGAUCGGGGCGGGAGAGAGUGGACAGGAAGGCUUGACUUCUCUUCAGCAUCUUUUAAAGGAUGACGUUGGGGGAAGGGACGCUCAAUUAAGAGCCCCUACUCCCAGACUCGUAUCCAGACCUUAGCUAUUACGCCACUCCAGUGGCAGCAAAUACAUCUGUUUUUAAGCUGUACCUGCCCUUGUAGAAACCUUCAGUGCCAAAACAGGAAAAGUUGAAAACUCACCUACAGCCCCUUCCCAAGUAUUUCACUUAUCAGCUGACCAAAUCACAUCCCAAACCGGCCCUCAUGACCGUAAGGCACUGUCUUGAGAAAACUUACACUGUGUGUAAAGAUAGCUGUACUUCAUAAUGGGUUUUAGAAAACGAGAUCACUCACACUAGGUGUCCGAGCUGGGUUUUCACGGCAACUUUUCAAAUCUGGAUUAAUACCAUGGAAAGAAACAGAGACUGUAAAUACAUCCUGAGUCACAGACAACUUAAAUUGAUUUAGAAUUUUGGCAUAAGUGCACUUAACUCUAAAGUGAGGAAGAGUUUUAUAUUUAUCCUGCCACUGUGUAGUGGGUGCAGACAAAAAAACAAAACCUCAGAAUGAGAGUAACCAGAUUGAACUGGCUCAAAUGAUUUCCCAGUGUAGUCACAUAUUUACAUUUACACAGUAUGUUAAACAAAAAAUCUCGUGUGUAUGUUUUUACGGGGAAAAAACAAACAAACAAAAACUUCAAAAAAAGUUCAUUUUCAAGUGAAAGUCAGCAUCACAGCAACUUUCUAUGUCUCACACACAGUGUCUUUGAGUUUAGAGUGAAAUGCACUGCAGCGUUAAAAAAACACACACACACAAAAAUAAACUAGAAUUUUUAGCAACCCCACCAUCUCAAACUGUAUAGUUGUUUAUCUCACAAAUGUCAGAUGGAACGCCAUGAAUCCUGGUCACCAUGGCAACAGGCCUUACAAAGUAACUGGCAAUGCUCUAUGCCAAAACACCAGCUUGUACGCGACAGAUUGUCAAGAAUGGACUAUCUACACUCAAAAGUUCACGUUUUGUAAAUAAACUGUAUAUAUUGCCAGACCUUUUUUAUGACAAAGAUCUGCAUUGUUGUGCUAAUAACACUUUACAAAAUCUUACAGUGGACUUAAGUGAGAAAUGGCUAAAGUUAGUACCUAUGUAUGGAAAACAAAAUGCAAAACAGUUUAUUACAGUUUUUACCAAAGGGAGUUGGUUACACUGUUAGUUGUUUAUUCUCCUUUGUGUGUUCCCUUUUUUUAAUAGAAAAUGUUCAUCCGAGAAGUAGAAGUGUAUCCAUGGUUUUUGGUUUUGUUUUGUUUUGUUUUGUUUUUGGAAUGGAAAAUGAAAGGUUUUUAUAAAAUACAUGAUACUUUUAAUUUUUGGACGUUUAAAUGUGGCUUUCGUUUCACUAUAUUAUCACUGCCUGUUUUGAUACAUGAAUCCCUAGGAAAGGAGACAGAAAUAGAAAGUCAUUACAAACUCAUUUCAGAAUCGCUGCCCUCAGGCAACAAAGGAACUUGUUGAAUGUGAAGUCUUAUUUGUUGUUUGA